CCGGCGGUCGCCCCCCGUUUUCGCCAUGUUGCGGAGAUACCGGGCAGUGCGGCGUGCCGCCGCCGCCGGAUGUCGAUGGUGGCGAGUCAGGAUGGCGGCGCGGCCCGAAACAGCGGCUACACAGUUGAAAGGUAAUAAGGAUUUGGCCGAGCCGUGCGAGUCGCUGGCGUUGACGACGCAAAUUGACGCGACGCGAGCCCAAUACUCCCCGUAUAUAUCUCCAGUUUGCACGACCAACUGCCAGCUGCAAAAGGCGAGAGUUCAGUGGAAAAAACAGAUGGUCGCUGUUCAGACCGUGCAUGCGGCGCUCUUGCCGUCGACGACGACGACGCGCAGGCGGCCAUCACCGGGUAGGCUACCGAGGCGUUCCCCCAUCCGCGCACGAGCCGGAUCGUCCGAGACAUCGUCGCCACGCGGCCGCGAGAACUGGCGGGUGCAGGAGGCGCUCGCACGGGUCGCCGAGAUCCAGGUUCUGAAGGUCCGCAUCGCCAGCUUCCUCGACGACUGCUCCGAGAACCUGCUCUGGCUCGCGGAGAACGCAGCGCUCGACGCGACGGCACAGGACAGCCUGAGGGUGCUCGACCUCGACGGCGCCGCCGACGAUGAGAUAAUGGAGAGGCUGUACUGUAAGUUGGGUCGUUCGACGACGCGCAAGCAGAGGAGAAGUGGAUGGACUUGAUCGGCUUGGGCAUAGACGAAGGUGUAUCCGUUGAAAGCAUCGGUGAGGAAGCCAAACAUGAACAUGUGCUGGUGGCAAGGGAGAGCGGACGGUACAGGACUCGCAGGAACGUUUACCUCGGUGUCAUGGGAUUGAUCUGGGUUGGCCUGAUGCAGACCACCGUGUUCGCGGCGCCCAACGUGGAGUUGGACAAGUUUGCGGCCCUGUGUCUCAUCUUUCUUGCCCAUAUUGUUCAGGUCUGCUUCAAGGAGGAAACUGAUAAGAAACAAGUGUGUGUAAAUCAUGAGACUCAGAUCAGCGGAAGGCAGCGGUAGACUCCAAUCAUUUGGUUUGGUUUAAAGUAGACAGGGAUAUGACAGGCAAUUUGGACAGUAAUGAUAUGUUACAUGUAAUAACUUUACACGUCGUAAAAUUAUAGCGGUUGAUAUAGUUUACUUAACUGUCUGGUAACCAAUGGACAAUAUCCUUCUCUUUC
Messenger RNA from Oryza sativa Japonica Group (Japanese rice), 1154 nucleotides. RefSeq lists its product as uncharacterized. Gene Ontology annotation, cellular component: chloroplast. NCBI's taxonomy places the organism in Eukaryota, Viridiplantae, Streptophyta, Magnoliopsida, Poales, Poaceae. The record is from RefSeq and is a predicted model, not a curated record.